Molecule: messenger RNA, 2470 nt
Organism: Indicator indicator
Lineage: Eukaryota; Metazoa; Chordata; Aves; Piciformes; Indicatoridae
Gene: TBC1D12
Product: TBC1 domain family member 12
Exons: 14
Coding region: 1-2256 (751 amino acids)
Source: RefSeq, a predicted model, not a curated record
AUGGUGGGGCCGGACGAUGCUGGGGCUCCGGGCAGCGCAGCCGUGCUUCCCGCGGGCCGGCAAGAGGUGGCGGCGGAGGAGGCGGAGGAGGAGGAAGAUGGAGAGCGGGAUGGGAGCCGGGGCUUGAGCCGGAGGAGCGGCGGGCCAGGGCAGGAGCGGCUGCUGCAGCGGUACCUGGCGGCGCUCGGCCCUGCCGCGGCGCCGGGUGGCAAGCGCUGCCCGGAGAAGCCCGCCAACGGGGCCGCCUACGUUGUGGGCCCCCGUGGGAGGAUGACCAACGGGGACGUCGGCUUCCUGCUGCUGCCGCCGCCUCCAGAGGAGCCGCCGCUGCCUUCUCUGGCAGGACUGGCCGAGCCGCGGCGGGAUGAGCCGGAGGAAGAGGAAGCAAAACUACAGAACGGGGGCUUCCUCCCCUGCCCGCCCGGCCCGGGGAGUAGUGGCGGCGACUUCCCCACGGGAACGGCCUUGGAAGAGCCGCUGAGGAGCUGCCGACUGCGGAGUGAGGCGGAGCGGUGCGGUGGUACGGCGGCGGCCGGCAACUCCCCGCUGCCCCUCGGCUCAGAGGACGAUGCUGGUAGCCGGGCGCAGGCCGCCUCCGGCGUGCGGACCUCUCGAGGCCGGGGUGAGCCCGCUCCCCUGACCCCUGUGCCCCUCGGUUUCACGGACGUGAACCUGAACUCUCGUAACACCUACGAGGUGAGCCGUCGCCGCAGCGCCCCAGAGCACCUGCCCACUGGAGGGGCGGCUCCUGCGGCCCCGGCGCCGCCGCAGGAGCCGGCGGAGAGGGCCCAGCGGGCGGGCAUCGCUGGCAGCAGCUUUGCCGAGUUCUUCACCAGAAAUUUUUUCACUAAAAGGACAAAGGAACUCAAACCUGCUGUCCAAAGUGCUCCUGGUUGGAAGUUGUUUGGAAAAGUCCCACCCAGAGAAAACCUUCCAAAAGAUUCAAAAAUAAUUCAGCAGGAUGACAGUUCUGGCAGUCUUGCAUCAAUAUCUGCUCUCAGUCUAUUAAACACAGGGGAAUAUGAAGCACGGACAGGAAGAAUGUAUAAACCUCCACCCCCAUCAGCAAGACGUAAAAAUAUUGAGUUUGAACCACUUUCAACUACUGCUUUGAUUCUGGAGGAUCGACCAGCAAAUCUUCCUGCCAAAUCAGUGGAGGAGGCUUUACGUCACCGCCAAGAGUAUGAUGAAAUGGUAGCAGAGGCAAAAAAACGAGAAAUUAAAGAAGCACAUAAAAGGAAGAAAAUAAUGAGAGCACGUUUCAAGCAAGAAGAGAAUAUUGCUAGUGCUAUGGUGAUUUGGGUCAACGAAAUCCUACCGAACUGGGAAGGCAUGCGUGCUACCCGAAGAGUUCGAGAGCUGUGGUGGCAGGGAUUACCCCCAAGUGUACGUGGGAAGGUUUGGAGUCUAGCUGUGGGAAAUGAAUUAAAUAUCACUCCUGAACUUUAUGAAAUCUUCUUGUCGAGAGCUAAGGAACGAUGGAAAAGCUUCAGUGAGACAGGUUCUGAGAAUGAUGUGGAAGAUGCAGGUGCCUCUGUUGCUGAUCGUGAAGCCAGUCUGGAGCUAAUUAAGUUGGAUAUAUCACGCACAUUUCCAUCCCUGUAUAUUUUCCAGAAGGGUGGUCCUUAUCAUGAUCUCCUGCACAGUGUUUUAGGAGCAUAUACAUGUUACAGACCAGAUGUGGGAUAUGUACAAGGGAUGUCCUUCAUUGCUGCUGUGCUCAUUCUCAAUCUGGAAGAGGCAGAUGCUUUCAUUGCCUUUGCUAACCUUCUAAACAAGCCAUGCCAGCUGGCCUUUUUCCGUGUGGAUCACAGCAUGAUGCUGAAAUACUUUGCAGCCUUUGAAGUAUUCUUUGAAGAAAAUCUUCCCAAAUUGUUUCUUCAUUUCAAAUCAUACAGUCUUACUCCAGACAUAUAUUUGAUAGACUGGAUUUUUACGCUCUACAGCAAGUCAUUACCACUUGAUCUGGCCUGUCGUGUCUGGGAUGUUUUCUGUAGAGAUGGAGAAGAAUUUUUAUUUAGGACAGGGUUAGGAAUCCUUCGGUUAUAUGAAGAUAUUCUCCUACAGAUGGACUUUAUUCAUAUAGCACAGUUUCUAACAAAACUACCAGAGGACAUUACAUCAGAAAAACUUUUUAGUUGUAUUGCAGCUAUUCAGAUGCAGAAUAGUAACAAAAAGUGGGCACAGGUGUUUGCCUCACUGAUGAAGGACAACAAAGAAGGGGACAAGAACCAUAGCCCAGCACUGAAAAGCUAAUUGUCAUAGUGUUGAGGCCAAUUGAAAAUGGAAAACCACUUGAUGACAAAGGAGGUUUCACAUCACUUCUGUGUGGAAAAGCACUAUAGAAAAUGUGAAAAUGAGAUGGGAAGAUAACACAGCUGGAAAAAUAGCAGUGGAAAAAUAACACAGUGAAGUUAAUGAACUGAUGAAAUCUUCACCCUUUUGCCAGUAUUAGCUUUUGUUGUGGGAA